Molecule: messenger RNA, 804 nt
Organism: Diuraphis noxia (Russian wheat aphid)
Lineage: Eukaryota; Metazoa; Arthropoda; Insecta; Hemiptera; Aphididae
Molecular function (GO): protein dimerization activity
Source: RefSeq, a predicted model, not a curated record
AUGGGCGUUAAUAUUCAAUACAUUAAAGACACUGAAUUAUAUUUGUAUACAAUAGGAAUGGUAGAGGUUAACGAACAACAUACAUCAGAAAAUUUAAAAAAAUUGCUUCUUGAAAUACUAGAAACGUAUACGAUAAAAAAAGAACAAAUAUACACAAUAACUUGUGAUAACGCAGCAAAUAUGGUGAAGUUAGUAAGAAUAGUAAAUGAAAAAUCAGAAAUAUGUGAAAUGACUGAAAUUGAACAAGACGAUAAUGAUAGCUUUGAUGAUGAUGAGUCUGAUGUUUACAUUAAUGAAGGAGAGCCGCUUUCAUAUACAGAUAUCGAAGAAGAACUUGAAAAUAGUGAAGAACCAACGAAUGCUAUGUAUGUAUUACAAGGGUUUAAAGUUGCACCAAUUAUGAAUUCUAUUUCACGGGCUAGAGUUAUUGUAAAAAAACUUAGAACUCCUAAGUAUUCUUGUUGGUUGGCAAGGGAAGAGUAUAAAUUAGCAAUACUGGAUAAUGAAACACGGUGGAAUUCAUUAUAUAAUAUGUUAUUUAAACUAUUAGAGCUAAAAUCGUUUUGUCAAAAAUAUGAUGAAACAAAUUUGGAGUUAAAACUUCAAAACAGUGAAUGGGAAUGUUUACAAAGCAUUGUUGAUGCUUUGAAACCUGUGAAGAUCGCUACUUUAGCUCUUCAGAAACAGGAUCUAAAUUUGGGAGAUUUUUUUGAAAUUUGGUGGAGGGCCUCUAAUGGUCUGAAAUCAAAUGGCUCUAUACUUUCAAAAUCAAUUCUUAAGGCCAGUGGCGUAACUAUGGGGUAG